AUGAAAAGCACAACAGGAAAAUCUCGAAACGUUGUUAAAAAGGAACAGCUUAAUCACGAAAGUAGUAAUAGCUCAGAUAAAGUUAGCAAGCGUAAGAAUCAACUGACCGAAAAAGAGCAAAAGAACAGUAAACAAGAGAUCUCUUUGACCGGCAAAAAGAGAACUCAGAAUGGCAAAUUCAAAAAGCGUGAUUCGCAAAAACAAGCUGAUAAUAAGCUUUUAUUAAAAGAGAUCGAUCUUGACGAUUCGAAGGAAGAAACAUAUUUCCCCAAAUGCUUAUUAAACUCGAAGAAUAAAUCAAAAAUGUAUUUUGAAACAAAUCCACAAUGGUAUACCAUCCAUUUUGAACAAAACAUCCAAAAUUCAUCCAAUAAAAAUCUCUCGGAAGAAACGAUAACAAAAAUAUACGAACAAUCAAAAAAACUCUUACAAGAAGAGAACGCACGCUUUGAAUCCAACCCCCCAUUUCAAGCAUCAGAUCGUGCAUUCUACACAGCUAUGCUUAAAUCGGGCACUUUGAAUGACAAAAUAUCCACUUUAUCAGUAGUGAUAUCCGCGUCGCCUCUACACGCUAUGAAAUCGAUGGACACGUUGAUGGCUAUGGCGAAAAAGAAUAAUCGACACGAAUCUCUACGCGCGAUUUUGAGUCUACGAGACGUUAUGACGGAAUCUUUGCUGCCUCCACGAAAACUAAAGUAUUUUCGCGAUCAACCCCUGUCAGAUCCGAAAGUUUCUGUUCGGCAUUUGAUUUUGUGGGUGUUUGAAGAUUAUCUUAAAAAAUAUUAUUUCGAGCUAAUAAGCAUAACAGAGGUGCUUUCUCAUGAUGUGCUCGUUCACGUGAGACAGCAAAUGGUCGAAACAAUAUUUGGCCUUGUAAAAAGCAAACCCGAACAAGAACAAAACCUUUUGAAGCUCUUGGUUAACAAAUUAGGAGAUAACGAUAAAAAAGUCGCCUCUAAAACAACGUAUCUCAUUCAACAACUACUAAAUACGCGUCGUGAUCUAAGACUGGCAAUAGUUUGUGAAAUCGAGCAAUACCUUUUACUAAGUAGUUCGAGACCACAUGCGCAAUACUACGCUGUCAUCUGUCUCAACCAAACGAUAUUGAUGAGAAAAGAAGUAGAAUUAGCCAAUAAGCUCAUCGAUGUAUAUUUCGUGUUCUUUCGGCAGCUGUUGGGUGUUAAGAAUACCGAUAAACGAGAUAACAAUAUGAAAUCGAGUUCUGGAAAGAAUGAAAAACUAAAAGGAAAAGGCAAUAAUAAUUUUGGUAAAAACAAAAAGAAUUUUGCAAAGAAAAAAAAAGGGUCUUUAAAUGAUAGUUACCAGGUCUUGCCGAGUGAUGAUUCGAUUAAUUCCAAAAUCAUUGCGGCAGUAUUGACUGGUGUCAAUCGUGCUUUUCCCUUUGCAAAAGUGGAUGAGGAUGUAUAUAAUCGUAACAUGGACAUUUUAUUUCGUAUAACUUAUUCUGGCACAUUCAAUACGAGUGUUCGAGCUCUGAUGCUGAUAUUUCAAGUUUGUUCGGCAAAAGAGGAUAUUUUAGAUCGAUUCUAUCGUACGCUCUAUGAAUCACUGUUUGACGUUCGGCUAAUAACGUCUUCGAAGCAUGCAAUAUAUCUAAACUUGCUAUUUAAGGCUCUCAAAGCUGACGAGUCGAUGGCGCGUGUCAAAGCUUUUAUCAAACGAAUAUUGCAAACGGCUGCUCAUCACCAACCGCCCUUUAUUUGUGGCGUGUUUCAUUUGAUAUCAGAAUUGAUGAAUCUAAGACCAGGACUUCGAGCUCUAAUCUAUCAACCCGAAGAAAAUGAUGAGGAAGAACAUUUUGUUGAUGUGCCGGAAGAGAAUGAUGAUGAUUCUAUAAUUUCAGACAAACCCAAGUUUAAUAAAGUGUCUUCGUCACAACAAUCAGCAUCAGAAGAAAACACGCAUAAAAAAUAUGAUGGAAGGAAACGUGAUCCUCAAUAUAGUAAUGCGGAUCAGACUUGUCUUUGGGAACUGGCAAUGCUCUUUUUCGAAUCAUUUCCACCCGUCAGUGGCAUUAUAUGCAAGCCAACUCCUCAGCAAAAUCCGAAAAAAUCGGAUUCAGCUAAAGGAAGUUCGAUAAUGCAGCCUUCUGUAGCAUCCACAACUGGUGUUUUAACGAUGAAAAAAGGAGCAGGGAUUGCGAAAGAAGAAGUGGUGAAUUCUGAAGAGUUUUGGCGAAAGAAAGUUGAAGAUAUACCAGUUGACCAGAUAUUUUUCCACAAGUAUUUCACUCAAAAACAAGCGUCAUUGGGUGGAUUGCCAAAUGUGGAUUUUGAUCCUGGUGAAAAUGACGAUGAUCAAGAUGAUUUAGAAGAUUUUGAAUUUGAUGAAGAUGAGGAGGAAAUUGGUAGUCCCGAAGCAGAAGAUUCCGUUGAUGGAGAUGAUUUUAAUCCAAGAAUCAUAAUAAACACAAAAAAGGUUGGAAUCGGACCUGAAAAGACUAAACGACAAAAACUUAAACAUUUGCCAACAUUUGCUAGUUUUGAUGAUUACGCUGAAAUGCUUGAUGAUUAA
Molecule: messenger RNA, 2535 nt
Organism: Ambispora gerdemannii
Lineage: Eukaryota; Fungi; Glomeromycota; Glomeromycetes; Archaeosporales; Ambisporaceae
Source: the annotation of a GenBank genome assembly